AUGUCUUUGUCAACAUCCGCUUUAGCACCACAACCAACUACUGCACUUGAUGGAAAUAAAACAUCAGCUAUUGAAGUCAUUGUACUUCAUGACCAAUCUCUCUCUGGAGUUCUGGUUUGGAUAAAUAUAUUUCUGGUGGUAGUAGUAUCAUCUAUCUUACUUUUUGAAGUAGUUCGUCGGAGUCGAAGAUAUACCCAUAUCUAUUAUACACGUAGUGAUAUUUCACCUGAACACGCGCCAAAGUAUCCAACAGCAUUGUUUGGAUGGAUAUGGCAAGUCUUCAAGACACCAGAUAGCUAUAUUCACAAAGAUGUUGGACUGGAUGCAUUCAUGUUACUAUCAUAUCUGCAAAUGUCUUUUAAAUUUUUUUCAAUUUUGGCUGUAUUUAUGAUAUUUAUUUUAAUUCCAGUCAAUUAUUAUGCAAACAGCACCGAAUCACAAUCCUUUAACAUUACUACAUCAGAAACAGUUUUGGAAGUUGCAGCAAAGUCUAUUAGCUACUUUUCAAUCGACAAUGUUCGUGAUGGAUCAAAUAUGCUAUGGAUUCAUGUUGCAUGCACAUAUGGUGCAUCAAUGCUAGCAUAUUUUUUUCUAUAUCAAAGUUACAAGACAUAUACUGCAUCAAUCGUAGCAUUCUUGAGUGGCAAAACACCAGCAGACCCAUCUCAGGAAGUUAUGUUUCGAACUAUUCUCAUGACAAACUUGCCAGAACGACUUCGGCAUGAACAUCAGUUGAAACUGUGGCUAAAAUCUCUAAAUUUGGGAGAUAUUGACAGUAUUUUCAUGGCAGCCGAUGAUGAUGCAAAUAUUCUAAAGAUCAUUAAACGCCGCGAUCGAAAUUUACGCAAGCUGGAAAAAGCAUAUAUGACAUGGGCAAUCAAUCUGUCAAAGGAGUUCAAACAUCAAAGAUUUUCUGGAAUAAUGGGGUAUUGCUUCCGAAUGUCGGGGUGCUCACCCUCACAAAUGAGUGAGCUUCAUCUUCAGCCAAUGGAUGUUCCAAAGGAAAAGUUGACAAAUGAGAUUUUGCAACGUACUCGACCACUUCGUAUCAGAACAGUUGGAGGAAUGAUAGUUCGUCAGGAUGCAAUUAGAGCAUACGAUAGUAAAAUCAGAAAUAUGACAGAAAGUAUAAUAUGGGCACGCACAAAGAUUGUUGCUACAUCGACAUUGGCUCGGGAAAUGCCAACAAUUUUCAACGCACAUUCCUCAGUUCUUGUCGCCAAUGAAACAAAAACAGCUGCACUCUUUGAAAAUACAAACUUUAAUGGAAACUCUUCAGAGCAUGAAGAAGCCGACUAUAUGGUGAAUACGAAUCAAUCGACUGCGCACAAACCCAAUAUUCCACCUGAAUAUAAAAAACGGGCUAGUAUUACUGGAUCAUUAGCAGCUCUAACGAAAAUUGACAUGGCAAUUUACAAACAGUUUAAUGCAUGUUCUUGUUCUGCGUUUGUUACAUUUAAAGAUCGUCGAUCAGCAUUUUGCGCACAGCAACUUUCACUUCAGGAAACAAAAGAUCCAUUUCCAAUCCAUAUUCAAGCAGCUCCAGAACCAAAAGAAAUAAUAUGGAAAAGUCUUGCUUUAUCUCUCAUGGAAACAGUAAUUAAACGCGGACUUGUAGAUAUUUUUGUAUACACCCUUUCUCUCUGCUGGAUUGUCCCCACAUCUUUUGUUUCCAAGUUUUCGCGGUUGGACGAACUUGGUCUUCAGCCAGAGUAUCGACAAUUUGUUAUUUUCGUAAAUCAAUACUCAUGGUUGCGCAUACUCGUUGUGUCAAUUCUACCACCGCUGAUUAUUCAACUUUUUAACAUCAUUAUGCCAUAUGUUUUUGACGCAUUCUCUGGACUGCAGGGAUAUGAAAGCACAUUUAAAGUUCAAAAGGCAACAUUUGCAAAAUACUUUUUUUUUCUAGUGUUUAAUGUGCAUUUUGUAUUUACCAUAUUUUCGGCAGCAUGGGGAUCUUCGUCUAAUUUUUUUGCAAGUCCAUUGGCUUGGGUCGAAAAUAUUGUUACAAAACUUCCUUCAGGAACAUCGUUUUUUAUCAACUAUCUGAUUUUAAACGUUAUCUUGACUCCACUUGAACUACUUCGACCUGUGGCAUAUGUCAUCACAAUAUGGGGAAGAAAAUGGCGCACCACCCCACGAGAAUACUACGAGCUUGAUAUUAUGGCAAGCACAUUAAACUACGCAUUUACGUAUCCACCACAGAUUUUGGUAUUCGCAAUUGUAUUGUGCUACUCGAUCAUUUCCCCGAUUGUGCUCAUUCCUGGUGCAAUCUAUUUUGGCGCAACGUGGCUGAUUCUAAAAAACCAAAUCAUGUAUGUUUAUGUGAAAAAAACGGAAGAUUACGGGCGAAUGUGGAUUAUGGCAUACCAUCGAUCGGUUCUUGGACUUGGAUUAUUUCAAUUUACCACUGCUGGGCUAAUGUCUGCAAAAAAAGCACCGAUUGCAGCCACUGUGUGCGGAGCUCUUGUAAUUUUAACAUGGUUUUUUUAUCGAACAUGUCAAUCGUUGUUUGAAAAGCAUACUCGGUUUGCACCAAUUGAAUCACUUUUGGUGCAGAAUGGAGUUUCCAGCUCUGUUCACAAAAGCGAUGAUGUGUCAGCACAUUGCAACUUGCAGGGUAGAGAAAUGCAGGAUGCAGGGGUUUUAGAAUUGAACAUUCCACGUUCAAGUCUGAAAUCAUCUUGCAAUUUAGCAGCCACGUCAAGUCCAAGCUCGGUAGAUGAUAACCCGUUUGGAAACCAAAGUGUAACAGAAAUAUCGACUUGCGAUUAUUCAAAUCAAAAGGCUACAAACGUUCAAAAUCUGCAAUCCCUGUCACCUGAAAGUGCUAAUUUUGACAAACCAUCCAAAGUCUCGAUAAGCAUAAGUGUGCCAACACCGUGGUAUGAUCAUCAACAAGAUGAUAGCGAAAGAUGCUUGGGAAAACAGAAAGAUAACAAAGAUAUGAUCACUGAGAUUGGUUUAAAAAGACUAUCACUUACAGGACCGGUAUUUAACGCCAAGGAUCAUCAGCAACAAAAUUACACACUGAGCUACAUGUCACCUGCUUAUUCAACACCAUUAGCAGAGCCAUGGAUUCCAGAAUACAUUUCUGAGAUUGUAAAAGAAUAUGGUAACACACAGGGUCCAGAAAAUAUCGUGUCAAUGCAUGCAGCAUAUCCAACAAGAUGCCAAUCAAUGGAUAGUUUAGUUUAA
Messenger RNA from Batrachochytrium dendrobatidis JAM81, 3198 nucleotides. RefSeq lists its product as uncharacterized. Gene Ontology annotation, molecular function: calcium-activated cation channel activity. NCBI's taxonomy places the organism in Eukaryota, Fungi, Chytridiomycota, Chytridiomycetes, Rhizophydiales. Gene Ontology annotation, cellular component: plasma membrane. The record is from RefSeq and is a predicted model, not a curated record. The transcript has 7 exons. The coding region runs from base 1 to 3198 and encodes 1065 amino acids.